ACAACAAGUUUUGCUCAUUUAAAGAGUUAGUAUCUGUAAUUUCUUCAAAAACAGAAACAAAAACUUAAUUGCUCGAGCAGUCGAUAAAUAUACUGAUUCAAGCAGAUCUUGAUACAAAUGAACUGUUUUGAUCUUUCAAAUUGCGUUAAACAUUUAUAUAAACGAGGAUUUCUGUUGUGAAACAACCCAAAUCAGGAAAGUUUUGAGGAAAAAAAUGAUAAUCGAACGAGCGGCUGAAUCUCGCAAGAAAUGGUUGAUAAAACAAUUCCAUCUGAUAUAGACCGUCCUGACAUAAGGCGUUUCCAAGGAAACCAGUUUAUUCAAAUAUCAGUACGUCACGCCCGAACUCACAUCGACGAAGGAAAAGCACAAUUUACAGACUAUGAAGUUGAGAUUCGGACCAAUCACAUUGCGUUCACAAUAAAAUAUUCAAAAGUCCGUAGACGGUACUCUGACUUUGUUUGGCUUCGCAGCAGACUCAUUAAAGAUACACAAACCGAAGCACCAAGAUUGCCCGGAAAAAGAUUAUUUGGCAGAUUUCAUAAAGAUUUUAUCAAACAACGCCAAAAACAAUUAAAAGACUUUAUUUUUGGAUUGGUUGAAAAUGCAAGCUAUCUUUCGCAUCCAGGCUUUCAUCUUUUCUUCCAAAGUAGCCUAUCUGUCGACGAUAUUGAAGAAUUUCUUGAUAACAAUAAAGACGGCGAUGCUUCCGAAGAAAUUCUAGCCGAAUCCGAAUGCAGAGACCGUCUUAAUGGUGUUUUGUUACGCGAAAGAGCUGCCAAACAUGAUAGUGGAUUUUCAGGGGAAGAACCUGAUUGGCUAAAUGAUAACUUUGAAAAUAAUACUAAUGACCAAAUACUAAACUUAAAAAUAGUUGAUGAUGAUAUUUGUAAUGAUGAUCAUUUUGCUGAUGACGAAAGUGAUGACAACGAUGACGAUAGUAUUGAGCCAAUUGAUAAAAACGAUAUUAUAUUGAAUCAGUUGAGGUUAAACACGCUUCCAGCACCUAUACCAACUGAUGAUGAAAAAGGUUUUGAAAGCUCUGUUGAAUAUUUAUAUUGUAGCUCCUUGGACUCCGGUAAUACAAAAAAAACAAAAGUCACAAGCGUUGCACGUGACCGCUCACAGACCACACCGCGUAAAAAACGAGUUAAAAAAAUGUCUUUUAGAGAACGAAUGGCUAAUUCAAAUCCUUCCUUAACGGAAUCUCAACAACAAGAUAGAAACAGUGACACGGCAACAUCCUCAAACCAUGCUUUGACACAAUCUCAAUCGUUUUACGAAGAUUGUUCAGAUAACGUUUUUAUGCUUAGUCAAAAAUCGCCACUAAGCAGUCCUAGUAAAACGAGAAAAUCUUCAUCUCUUAAAUUUCCAAAGCAGAACACUCCACUGAGACGAUCGUGCACUUUUUUAUCUUCCACUGAAAAGACACCAGUGAAAAGAAAGAUCAGCUUAAACGAAUACAUAAUUGUUCAUAGUGACACUGUCAGGGAAGUAAACAAACAACAGUCGCUAUAAUUAUUAUGAAACUAAAAUACUUUUAAACUUAUAAAUUAUUUCUUUGCAGCAAUUUGCUUUUAAACAUAUUUAUAAAACAAAUUUGCUGUACGCUUCUUAAAUAUUUCAUUUGUAGAAAAAAAGGUUUCAUUUGUAAAUAUUUCAAUUUUUUUUUUUUUACAAAAAAAAAAAAAAAAAAAAAAAAUGAUUUCGGUUAUUUCAGUUUUCAGUUAUAAAUUAUUCAUUAAAUUUUUUAUUUAGUAUUUGUACUAGUUUUUAAACUUUUAAUAUAUUUUUUUUAACGCAGAAAAGUUUUCGAUAGCAACAUGCAUUUGCAUAUACUUGUAUUUCGUAACUAUGAUAUAAAAUAAUUGAUGACAUAUUUUUUUAAAA
Molecule: messenger RNA, 1890 nt
Organism: Hydra vulgaris (swiftwater hydra)
Lineage: Eukaryota; Metazoa; Cnidaria; Hydrozoa; Anthoathecata; Hydridae
Biological process (GO): intracellular protein transport; vesicle organization
Cellular component (GO): endosome
Molecular function (GO): phosphatidylinositol phosphate binding
Source: RefSeq, a predicted model, not a curated record